AUGGACAACAACAACUCUAAUAGAAUUCCAUCUUAAGUUUACAUGAAAAAUCAUUCUUUGAAUCCUCUAACUGAAUCUGAAAUUUACUAAUAUCACAACAAUGGAGAACUUAAUUUGGAUGAAUCUUUCUUUAACUAAGCUAUGGAUGAAAUAUUAUAAGCAUAAAAGGAGAAUCAAUCUAAAAAAAAUCAGAAUGCUAAUUUAAAUUAGCAGCAAACAUAUUCAGAUUAGAAUUAUUUAAAUCAUAAUUAAUAAAAUGCAUAAUUUCACAACUAUUAACAAUAUAAUAUGCAAUAACAAUAGUAAAAUUAGGAGAAAAAUAACUAUGGUGAGGAAUACUAGUAUAAUAAUUAACAACAGGGAGCAUUUUUUUCAAGCGGAUACUAACCAGUUCAAUAUAUUUAAAAUCAAUAAUAAAAUGAGUAGAUCCAAAACAUAUAAUAACUUCAAUAAUAUUAAUAUCAGUAAUAGCUACAGCAGUAAUAAUAUUAUUAACAGUAAAAUAACUUCUAAAACUAAUAUAAUUAAAAUUUUAACAAUUAAUAAUAGAAUUAUAUUAAUAAUAAUAAUUACUUGCAAUAAUAAAAUGAAAUAUAAAACUAAUAGCAAAAUAAUUAGUAUCAGUUAAAUUAGCAAUACUCACAAUAUAAUAAUUAUAAUGCUAAUUCUACACAAGAUGUAAAUAACUAGGAGAUGCUUGCUUAGAAUAGUUAAUAAUAGAAUUCUUUAAAUUAAUAUAAUGUUAAUUAUCAGCACAAUAUGGAUAAUAAUUUUAAUCCAAAUCAAUAUUUUAAUACUGAAGCCUACAAUUAAGAAUAAAAUAUUAAUAAUUUGUAAUAUUAUGUAAAUCAUCAACAAAAUUAUAGUAACUACUUUAAUAGCAGCAACUAAGAAGGUAUAAAUUAGAUUGAAUCAUCAAAUAAUCAACCAAUUUAAAGCUAAUUAGAAACUGGAAGUUGCACUAAUAAUUAAAUACUGAAUUAACAAAACAUUAAUUAGCUACCUAAUAACACUAAUUAAUAUAUGAUGUAGAGUCAUAUUAGUUCCUAAAUAAUAGAUUAAAGUUAAUAAACUUAACAAUUUUCUAAUACAAACUAUCAUAAUUUAAUUUAUUAGGGCAAUUUAAAUCAAUAGGAGAUUUAAAAUAAUAAUAAUUCAUAGUAGCAAUUUUAAAAUUAUAAUCUUUAUAAUAAUAGUAAUUAAAAUAUUGUUUAGGAUUAAUAGUAGUAAUAGAAUUAUUAUAUAACUUAAAGCGAUUAAGAUAUAAGUAAUAUUUGUUUACCAAAUUAGAUUCAACAAGCAUAAUCUACACUUAAUCCUCAAUAAUAUUAAUAAUCGUAGAGUAUUUUAACAAACCAAUUUAAUCAAAAUUAGCAAAAAGAUGGCUGUCUACCAUUAAAUUAAAAUAAUCUAUUUGAACAAUCUUAAGUAUAAAAUUUAAAUGAUACAUUAACUUCUUAAACCUAAAACUAAAAUCAAGUUUGUCAAGUUGAUGACCACACAAAUCAAAAUAAUAGCUCAUAAAUAAUUUAGAAUAAAAUUAAUGAAAAUAUUUAAAAUUGUGAAUAAAAUGAAAGUAAACUUAAAUAAUAAAACAAUAAUUUAAAUUGGCAAUCAAGUAGUGAAUAAUAUAAUUAAGAAAGAUAAAUUUCCUAGAUUAAUUAAUCUUGCUUAUAAAAUUAGAUAGAUAACCAAUAAAAUUAAGAAGAAAUAUAUAAUUAAAAAGAAUAAUUUAGUCAAUAAAAUGAUGAUCAAUUUUAAGGAUAAAGUGAGAUUUAUCCACCUAAUUAACUUCAAGAAUUUUAUGUAAUUCAAUAUGGGAAUAAUGACUAAAAAAAGGAAAUUAAAAUUGAAACAAAAUUUUUUUAGCCAAAUUAAAUUAAUUUAUUAUUUUUAAGGGCAAUUGAUGAAUUAACUUCUUAAAAUUUUGAUUGCUCGAAGUAUUAUAAAAAGAAUAAAAAUAAAACGAUUCAACCUCAAGAAUUAAAACUAUAUGGAAAAGAAUAAUAUCCCCACAAUAAAUAAAAAUAAUUAUUAUUUUAAAAUAUAUAUGAAGAAAAUUAAGAUAGUUUCAAUUACAUUUUAGAUUUAAGGAGAGGAGAUCAUUCAUUUUUUAGGACAAUAAUGACUGGUUAUCUAAUUGCUCUAUUUAAUGAAGAACAUGAUGAAUAAGAUUGUGAGCAAAAUGAACUUAUUUAAUAAAUAUUUAUUAAAUUCUACUAUACAUAAUGCUCAGAUAUUACUUUAUUAGAAGAACCAUUUGAUAAUGUUUCAGAUUUAAACCUAUCUAUUAAUUACAAAAAUUAUUUCUUAAAUUGCAUACUUUAUUUGUUAGCUCAUAAAUUUUCUGAUUAUUCUGAUAGUUACAUUAUUUCUGAACUUUUAAAAAUGUGCUAUAAAGAUGAGGCUUUUGAUUUUUCGAUGAUGUGCUUUGGAAUAUCUUUAUGUAAUAAUGAGAUGAUCAACUUAUAGAAAGACGAAGUUUUCAGCUAAUUCUUUGAUAACUCUUUUGGGAAAAUAGAUUGUUAUUUAUUUGAGAUGAAUGAAAUAUACUAAUAAGCUCUAGUCUAAUCGUUAUAAGUAGGCAUAAAAUCAAUUAAUUUAACAGCUGAUUAAAAAGAUAGACAAAUUAUUAAAGUUGAGGAAGAAAUAAUAAUUCCAGGUUAAAAAGAAAUUAUUUUUUUUAUUAAAAUAUUAAAAAAUGAUAAUUUUUAUAAGUUAAUUUUUGAUUAAAGAGAAGAGAGGAACUUCAAGUAUGAAAAAAAUAAAGCCAAUAAAGCUGAUUAAUUAAAUGAGAAUAAAAAAUUAGAAAAAGAAAAUAAAAAAGAAAUGAUCUAAUGCAUCUAGUGUGGAAAAUAAUUAGAAUUUGGAUAAGAAAAGCAUAAUAUUUUUGAUGAGAUUUCGAAAUAAGAAUUUUGCUUUUGUGUGGAGCAUAUUUAUUCUAUACUAUCUACAAAUUAAUCCUCAACUAUAAAUUUAAUAAAAUAUAGGUUUCCAUUACUAGGAAAUACUUAAGAGUAAUACGAAAUUUAUGUAGAUAGAAUUAAAGUAUAAAGCAUUUUUGAUUUUAUUAUCAAUACAAAUUUUGCAAAAUUAAAAACUCAAUGUUACUUUUGUGAGAAUAUAAAAGAAAAUCAAUUAAUAGACUUAGUUACUAUUUCAAAAUUCUUACCAUCAGUAAUUUGCUUAAACUGCGCUUCAAAAAAUAUUAAAGAAAGCAACUGCUUGAAAAAUAAAUAUUUAAAAUUCAAAAAUUAAUUUAACAAAGAUGAUUAUAUAAUCACAGGAGAUUUAUUCAAAAAUUUUAUAUCAAGAGAGAGUUAAAUUUAAUAAAAUUGUUAAUGUUGCUAAAAGAAUUUGAAAAAGACAUCAAAAAGCUUUUAUCUAGAAGAUUAAUAUAUCUCACUAAAUUUAUGUGAGGAAUGUCUGAAAUAGCCAUUAAUAAAACUUGAAAGAUUAAAUAUUUAAAUUGUUAAUAAACACUUUUAAAAAAUUGAGAAAACAUUUUAAGAAGUAACUUAUGAAUAAAAAUUGAGUAAAGAUUAUUAAAGUUAAUAGUAAUUUUCUAAAAUUUAAAACGAUCAAGAGUUAAAUAAAUAGGAAAUUAAAAAAUAAUUUUAAACUUUUAAUAAUAAUUAAAGUAAAAUAUAUAGUAGCUAAUUAAAUUAAUAAUAAUACCUUAACUAAUAAAGUCAAUAAUAAUAAUAAAAUUAAAUUUAAAAUUUAAGAGAAGAUAAAAAUAAAGAACAUUAACCAUAAAAUUUAAAAUAAGUAGAUUAAGAUAAAUAAUAAAUAACUUAAAGUAAUUUAAGUUAAUAAGAUUAAUAUUUAAAGUUAUACUCAAAUCCAUAAUUUUAAAUAAAUGUAAACCAUAAUAGUAAAGAUACAUAGACGAGAGAGCUAAAACAGUAGUAAAUUGACAAUUCUAGUUAAACUUUAGAUUUAAUAAAUUUGAAGUUUUAAUAAUAAUUAGAAUUGAAUAAAAUUUAAAAAACGUAUGAUUAUGGUACAAAAGUAGUAUUUUUAUAGCUAAAUUAAGAAAAUUCUUAAUUAAAUUCUAAUAAAAAUAAUAAUGAUUAAUAAAUAUAUAAAAAUCCUCAACAAAUAAUUGAAAAUUAUAAAAACUUUGAUCUCAUAAAAAAAAAUAAAACAUAACAAUAACUUUAGUAAUUAAAUAUUUAAGAUCAAAAAAUUGACUAAAUUCAAAAAAAAUAUUGCAAAAUUUGUGCUAAUAACAAUGAUAAAUAAUGCUAAGCAUUAUUAAUAGAUAUUUCAAUCAUUUUUAGAUUAAUAAAAUAUUGUUAUUGCUUAAAAUGCUUUUGUAAUUCUUUUUAAAGUAAAGCUUAUAAAGAAAAUAUUUAUAAAUAAGCAUCUAGUAAAGGUUUUUUCUAUUGUAAUUAAUGUGGAUAUAGAUUUACUGCUCAAUCAGACAUUUAUGGUUUAAUUUAAUAAAAAUUAUAAUAAAAUACAAACCAAAAAAUAUAAUGCCCAAAAUGUUCUUUUUUAAACUUAAUUUCUGUUUAUUGA
This is a messenger RNA of Tetrahymena thermophila SB210, 4527 nucleotides long. RefSeq lists its product as hypothetical. Gene Ontology annotation, biological process: box C/D snoRNP assembly. Gene Ontology annotation, molecular function: RNA binding. The transcript is spliced from 4 exons. Gene Ontology annotation, cellular component: nucleus. The record is from RefSeq and is a predicted model, not a curated record. Lineage: Eukaryota; Ciliophora; Oligohymenophorea; Hymenostomatida; Tetrahymenidae.